AUGGGGAGGAAGAAGCGAAAAAUAAAUAUCGAACUGAAGCCUUUUUGCUAUUACUGUGAUAGAGAAUUCGAUGAUGAGAAGGUCCUCAUGCAGCAUCAGAAAGCGAAACAUUUUAAAUGUUUGCAAUGCAAUAGGAAACUAGACACAGCUAGCGGGUUAGUGAUCCACAUGAUGCAGGUACAUAAAACCAACAUAAAGACGGUACCCCAUGCUUUGCCUAAAAGAAACGACCCAGAAAUUAGCAUAAGAGGCAUGGAUGGAGUUCCACCUGAAAUAAUUGAAGAAAAUUUAAACAAAUUAAAACAAAAAUUAGGAGAUAAAAAUAUUAAAAGACAACAGAGAGUAAACUGGGCACAAGUUGCCAUGGCACCUACAAUGGAACAAUUCCUACAGCAAGCCCAGAUGGGAAAUUUGUCUUUCCCAGGAUUUAAUUCUCCAUUAUUACCAACAAGUAACUUAUCACCAAAUGCUCCCGUAGAUUCGAAGAAGAAAAACAUGCCUCCUAUGCCUUUAUUCUUACCUAAUAAUUUUAAUAUGAUGCUACCAGGUCUACCAGGUGCUAAUAUGUAUUCUCAAGUAAAUCAAAAUAAUGCUAAUAUGCCCACUCCACCUUUGCCUUCUGGUAUUACCCCACCUAAUGCUCCCUCAUCUGGCCCACUAGGAUUUCCACCAAACAUGCCAACACUUCCUCCGGGCUCUGCUCAGAAAUAUCCACCUAACAUGAACUUCCCAGGAUCCCCAUUUCCACAAAAUUUACCUCCAAAUAUGUUCCAGGCACUACCUCAUACGAUGUAUAUGCCACCUGGGCUUGGCCAACCACCAGUCCCUCCUUCAGCCCCACCUAUGAUGUCGCCCGCAAUGCCACCGUCUGCACCACCAGGGAUGCCCCCACACCAUCCCGCGAACCCAAAUGACGUAGACCAAAAGUUAGAAGCAGGUGCACCAGCUGGGGGAAAUUCAGACACGAAAAAUCAAAACAAUCAUGUUAAUAAUAAAAAUGGAGAAAUAAACAACCAGGAAUAA
Molecule: messenger RNA, 1023 nt
Organism: Plasmodium fragile
Lineage: Eukaryota; Apicomplexa; Aconoidasida; Haemosporida; Plasmodiidae
Exons: 1
Coding region: 1-1023 (340 amino acids)
Cellular component (GO): nucleus
Source: RefSeq, a predicted model, not a curated record